This is a messenger RNA of Hibiscus syriacus, 3227 nucleotides long. Its product is annotated as transcriptional corepressor LEUNIG-like. Gene Ontology annotation, molecular function: protein binding. The record is from RefSeq and is a predicted model, not a curated record. Lineage: Eukaryota; Viridiplantae; Streptophyta; Magnoliopsida; Malvales; Malvaceae. Gene Ontology annotation, cellular component: nucleus. Bases 246 to 3002 code for a protein of 918 amino acids. The transcript has 18 exons.
UUUUCAUGUUGCUAAAAUUAGAGAGGCUCUGCUCCUUUCCAUGUUUUUUAUUCCCCAGCAUAGAUUCUUCUCUUCCUACCACUGUAAUAAUUUCUUUUAUGGGUUAAUGGCGUAUUAAUCAGUUAGUGUUUUGAUUUUAUUUUUCUGGGUAGCCAUUAAAACUUGGAGAGAAGCUGUUUCAGACUAGUACUUAGGAAUCUGGAGCUGUUCUAAAUUGUUUUUGGGCAGUUGUUAGGCUCAACAAGAUGUCUCAAACCAACUGGGAAGCUGAUAAAAUGUUAGAUGUGUAUAUCCAUGAUUAUUUAGUGAAGAGGGAUUUAAAGGCUUCAGCUCAGGCAUUUCAAGCUGAAGGGAAAGUAUCAUCAGAUCCCGUAGCUAUUGAUGCGCCUGGAGGUUUUCUCUUUGAAUGGUGGUCCGUUUUCUGGGACAUAUUCAUUGCCAGAACUAAUGAGAAGCACUCAGAGGUUGCUGCAUCUUAUAUCGAGACGCAGUUGAUUAAAGCUCGAGAACAGCAGCAACCUCAACAUCAGCAACAACUGCAGAUGCAACAGCUUUUAUUGCAGAGGCAUGCUCAGCAGCAGCAGCAGCAACAACAACAGCAGCAACAACAGCAGCAGCAGCAGCAGCAACAACAACAGCAGCAGCAGCAACAACAGCAGCAGCAGCAACAACAGCAGCAGCAACAGCAACUACAACAGCAGCAGCAGCAGCAACAACAGCAGCAGCAACAACAACAGCAGCCGCAGCCGCAACAAAGAAGGGAUGGGCCUCAUCUCCUGAAUGGCAGUACAAAUGGACUUGUUGGAAAUGACACUCUCAUGCGUCAGCCUGCUGCGACUGCUAAUGCCAUGGCAACAAAGAUGUAUGAGGAAAAACUGAAGUUGCCACUUCAAAGGGACUCUUUGGAUGAUGCGGCCAUAAAGCAAAGGUAUGGUGAGAAUGUUAGCCAGCUCUUGGAUCCAAAUCAUACCUCACUGUUGAAGCCUGCAGCAGCAACCAGCCAAACGUCAGGGCAAGUGUUGCACGGUACUGCUGGUGGCAUGUCUCCACAAGUUCAAGCUCGAAGCCAGCAAUUGCCAGGAACAACACCGGACAUAAAGAGUGAGAUAAAUCCAGUAUUGGAUCCCAGGGCUGCCGGUCCAGAUGAAUCUUUAAUAGGAAUUCCGGGCUCGAACCAAGGUGGUAAUAAUUUGACUUUGAAAGGAUGGCCUUUAACAGGACUGGACCAACUGCGAUCCGGGUUACUACAACAGCAAAAGCCUUUUAUACAGGCUCCUCAGCCCUUCCACCAGCUUCAGAUGUUGACACCACAGCACCAGCAACAACUCAUGCUUGCUCAGCAGAAUCUGACAUCACCAUCUGGAAGCGAUGAAAACAGAAGAUUGAGAAUGCUGUUGAAUAAUAAUCGGACCAUGAACCUUUCAAAUUCUGUUGGUGAUGUUCCCAACAUAUCGUCUUUGCAGGCAGGCAGUCCGCUGAUGCAGCGGGGAGAUGCAGAUAUGCUGAUGAAGUUAAAAUUGGCUCAGUUUCAACAGCAGCAACUGCAGCAGCAACAGCAACAAAACAGUAACUCACAGCAGCACGCACUCUUGAAUCAGCAGCCACAGAGUUCUAAUCCAAGUCUACUUCAACAAGAUAAAGUUGGUGGAGGAAGUGUCACCCUGGAUGGUAGCAUGUCUAACUCAUUUCGAGGGAAUGACCAGGUUCCAAAAAACCAGAAUGGAAGAAAGAGAAAACAGCCGGUAUCUUCUUCAGGCCCUGCCAAUAGCACAGGGACAGCGAACACAGCUGGUCCUUCCCCAAAUUCAGCACCUUCCACACCGUCAACGCACACCCCUGGAGAUGUGAUUUCAAUGCCUGCAAUGCCUCAUAGUGGUAGUUCUUCCAAGCCUAUGAUGAUGUUUGGCGCUGAUGGCACUGGCACACUUACAUCACCAUCAAACCAGUUGUGGGAUGAUAAAGAUCUUGAAUUGCAGGCUGACAUGGAUCGAUUUGUGGAGGAUGGAUCACUUGAUGAUAAUGUUGAAUCUUUUUUAUCCCAUGAUGAUACUGAUCCUAGAGAUGCAGUUGGCCGAUGUGUGGAUGCCACUAAAGGUUUCUCAUUUAUGGAAGUAAAUUCUGUUCGAGCAAGCAGUAGCAAAGUUACAUCUUGUCAUUUCUCAUCUGAUGGCAAGUUGCUUGCUAGUGGUGGCCAUGAUAAAAAGGCUGUAUUAUGGUAUGCAGAUACUUUGAAGCCAAAGUCUACACUUGAAGAGCAUUCCUGUUUAAUUACUGAUGUUCGUUUCAGUCCAAGCAUGUCACGCCUUGCAACAUCUUCGUUUGACAAAACUGUCAGAGUUUGGGAUGCUGAUAGUCCUAGUUACUCACUUCGUACCUUUAUGGGACAUUCUGGUAAUGUUAUGUCACUUGACUUCCACCCGACUAAGGAUGACCUUAUCUGCUCUUGUGAUGGUGAUGGUGAAAUCAGAUAUUGGAGUAUCAACAACGGAAGCUGUGCAAGAGUUUUUAAGGGUGGUACAGCUCCUGGUACAGCCCAGUUGAGAUUUCAACCUCGCCUUGGAAAAUAUCUUGCUUUAGCUGCAGAGAAUGUUGUAUCUAUACUGGAUGCAGAAACUCAAGCAUGUCGACACUCAUUACAGGGACAUACAAAACUGAUCCAUUCCGUGUGCUGGGACUCUUCGGGUGAGUUCCUAGCAUCUGUCAGUGAGGACUCCGUCAGAGUCUGGAGCUUUGGAUCAGGAAGUGAAGGGGAAUGUGUUCAUGAAUUGAGCUGUAGUGGCAACAAGUUUCACUCUUGUGUUUUCCAUCCUACAUGUCAAUCAUUGCUGGUCAUUGGAUGUUACCAGUCUUUGGAGCUGUGGAAUAUGUCGGAGAAUCAGACUAAGACGAUGCCGGCACAUGAAGGACUAAUAGCUGCAUUGGCAGUCUCACCCGUGACAGGGCUGGUUUCUUCCGCUAGUCAUGACAACUUUGUUAAAUUGUGGAAGUCGUACAAUUGUUAGCAGAGAUCGAAGUUAACAGCCUGAUAAAAUUCCCAUUAGUUUUGUUUUGUUUUUCUACUUUUAAUCUGCAACGAUCGCUAGUCUAUGGUUGGUGUGGUUCAAAUGUGUCCAUGUUGUGGAUUGUACUGAUUUCGGCUUCCCUAAACCCCCCAACCCCCGGUAGCUAACCUUGUCUGUUGUAUGAUACACUGCAUGAUAUGUAACCUUGUAUGUUUAACUUGGACA